Cinclus cinclus is the source of this 763-nucleotide messenger RNA. It is a transcript of the gene TMEM86A, whose product is annotated as transmembrane protein 86A. Lineage: Eukaryota; Metazoa; Chordata; Aves; Passeriformes; Cinclidae. Gene Ontology annotation, cellular component: membrane. The record is from RefSeq and is a predicted model, not a curated record. Bases 50 to 763 code for a protein of 237 amino acids. The transcript is spliced from 3 exons.
GGCGACAGCGAAAGCGGCGACAGCAGCAGCGCGCCCCGCCGCCGCCGACAUGGUGUCCCCCGUCACCGUGGUGAAGAGUGAAGGCCCCAAACUGGUCCCCUUCUUUAAAGCCACUUGUGUCUAUUUUGUCCUCUGGCUGCCAACUUCCAGCCCAUCCUGGUUCAGUGCCCUCAUUAAAUGUCUGCCCAUCUUUUGCCUGUGGGUUUUCCUCCUGGCUCAUGGGAUUAACUUCCUAGUGUCACACCGGAGUGCCAGCCGCAUCCUAGCGGGACUCAUAUUCUCAGCAGUGGGGGACGCCUUUCUCAUCUGGCAGGAGCAGGGCUACUUCAUUCAUGGUCUGCUGAUGUUCGCCAUCACACACAUCCUGUACUCUUCAGCCUUUGGCAUGAAGCCUUUGGACCUCAAAGCUGGCUUGCUGAUGGGCGUUGUUUCCAGCUCCUGCUAUGCCUUCCUGUACUCCUACCUCUCGGGUCCCUUCACCUACCUGGUGGCCGUCUACAUCGCCCUGAUCGGCUUCAUGGGCUGGCGGGCGGUGGCGGGCGUGCAGCUGUGCAACGACCUGUGGACGUGGACCAAGCUGUCGGCCUGCGUGGGCGCCAUGCUCUUCAUGGUGUCAGACCUCACCAUCGCGCUCAACAAGUUCUGCUUCCCCGUGCCCUACUCGCGCUUCAUCAUCAUGGCCACCUACUAUGCUGCCCAAAUGCUGAUUGCGCUCUCGGCCGUGGAGACCAGAGAUGAAGAGGACUUCAGGAAGAGGAGCUAG